AUGGCAGCUUAUGACUUCCCAGAUAAUCGUCACUUCCACCUCAUCCAAGAAAGGACAUCUUAUUACUUCCCAGAUAACUGCAACACUACUACUUCUCUUAUCCGUGGUAGCUUUCCGGCAGGUUUCAUUUUUGGGACAGCAUCAUCAUCUUAUCAGUUAGAAGGUGCAGCAGCUGAAGGAGGCAGAGGACCAAGUAUCUGGGAUACUUUCACCCACAAAUAUCCAGACAAGAUAGCGGAUCGAUCGAAUGGAGAUGUAGCUGUUGAUUCAUAUCAUCGCUACAAGAAAACUCAAAAGGGAGUGAUAGGUAUCACAUUGCUUUCUCAUUGGUUUGUGCCAUUUUCUGAUGCGAAACAAGACCGUCAUGCUGCCAAGCGAGCUCUAGAUUUCAUGUUCGGAUGGUACAUGGAUCCAAUAGUCAAUGAUGAUUAUCCAAGCUCAAUGAAAUCUCUUGUUGGAAAACGAUUACCCAAAUUCUCAAAAGCACAAUCCAAACUGCUGAAAGGAUCAUUUGAUUUUCUCGGGUUGAACUAUUAUACUGCUAAUUAUGCAGCUCACAUACCCCUUUCUGUUUCUCUAAAACCAAGCUAUUUAACAGAUUCUCGUGCUAAUCUUUCAAGUGUGCGAAAUGGUGUCCCCAUCGGUGCAAAGACUGCUUCAGAUUGGCUUUACGUUUAUCCAAGGGGAAUUCGAGAUCUUUUACUCCAUAUAAAGAGAGAGUACAACAAUCCACUCAUUUACAUCACAGAAAAUGGUGUAGGUGAAACCCAUGAUGAUUCGAUAAGUCUUAAGGAAGCCCUUGCUGACAACGUGAGGGUUGAUUACUAUUAUCAUCAUCUUUCCUUCCUUCAAAGAGCAAUCAAGUAA
This is a messenger RNA of Dovyalis caffra, 867 nucleotides long. The record is from the annotation of a GenBank genome assembly. Lineage: Eukaryota; Viridiplantae; Streptophyta; Magnoliopsida; Malpighiales; Salicaceae.